Saccostrea echinata is the source of this 1132-nucleotide messenger RNA. RefSeq names its product SAP domain-containing ribonucleoprotein-like. Gene Ontology annotation, biological process: poly(A)+ mRNA export from nucleus. Bases 59 to 766 code for a protein of 235 amino acids. The transcript is spliced from 11 exons. Lineage: Eukaryota; Metazoa; Mollusca; Bivalvia; Ostreida; Ostreidae. The record is from RefSeq and is a predicted model, not a curated record. Gene Ontology annotation, cellular component: nucleus.
CACUGAUCGGAGUGAUCCACGAUUAUUUUGCAUUUACUUACCUGUAAAUAACUUAAGAAUGUCGCUUGCUGAAGCAGAUAUUUCGAAAAUGAAGGUUGCUGAACUUAAAGCAGAACUAAAGAAACUUGGGCUGCCAACAACCGGACAAAAAACAGAGCUUGUUACUAGACUGAGAGAAGCUAUACAGACAGCUGAUGACAAUGACAUUGAGCCUGAAGAAGAGGGAGAUGAUGUUCUUCAAGACGAGGAGGAAAUAAUUCUGUCUGGAGACCAGGAUCUGUUGUCAGAAAGCCAGACAAAGGCAAAAGAAGAGGCAAAGGAGGAGGCAGAAAAUGUUAAGCCAGCAGCCAAAGUCAUCUCCACCAGUCUGUCUGAAGAAGAUAGGUUGAAGAAAAGGGCAGAGAGAUUUGGAGCAAUGAGUGAAGAUCUGAAAAAGAAAGCACGAGCUGAGAGAUUUGGUACCUCAAAGCCCAGUAAUGGAAAGAUCACAUCAAAUGUUGCAACUGAUGUUGAUAAGUUAAAGCAGAGGGCAGAGAGAUUCGGGACUGUGGUGGCACCUGUCCUAUCUAAGGUGACAAACACGGACAAAUUAAAGGAAAGGGCCGAGAGAUUUGGAACAGUAGUAGCACCAGCCUUAUCCAAGUCUGUGGAACAAGAGCAGCUACUGAAGAGAAAGGCGAGAUUCGAGGCCAGCUCGGGGUCAGCCUUAUUAGAUAGUGUAGAAGCCAAGAAACAAAAGCGUGCUGAGAGGUUCGGACUGACGUAGCGGGUUCUAUACUCACAGCUGUGUUCAUUAUAGGCAGUACCAUAUAAACAUCACGAAGCGGAUGAGAGGGGCCAGGGGAAAUUGAAUGAAUAUUUAGUCGUAUCUCCUCCAGUCAUUUAUAAUUAAGGAAUAUCAUAAUAUCAUAAUUAUCUUUGUUUCAUUUUUCAUCAUUGUGACUUCGUGUAAGUGAGAAAAACCGGGAGAUGGACUGAUUGUAUCUAGAUGUAUUUUACAGAGAGAAGAUUAAGGUUUUAUCUGUGUAUCCAUCCUUUUACUGAAGUUUCACUUGUAUAUUACUCAUAUCAUUAAUAAUGCAAUGAAUUAUAGAUAUUUUAGUUCAGGUUUUAAAAUAAAUAAAAUUUGUUU